Puccinia triticina is the source of this 801-nucleotide messenger RNA. RefSeq lists its product as uncharacterized. Bases 1 to 801 code for a protein of 266 amino acids. NCBI's taxonomy places the organism in Eukaryota, Fungi, Basidiomycota, Pucciniomycetes, Pucciniales, Pucciniaceae. The record is from RefSeq and is a predicted model, not a curated record. The transcript is spliced from 3 exons.
AUGUCCCAAGCCCCGAAGAACCCGGUGACCAGAUCACAGAAAGCAGGAGAGGCCGACCCCAGCAGCGGGGCCCCCGCAGCCCCCGCCACGGCCUCAGCCGUCCCGGCCCCAAGCGCGGGAGAACCCACCGCAACCACGUCCAAGUCGAAGGACACAAACCCAGGCGAGCCAGCCCACUCCGCGAAAGCACCCAGCAAGAGCAACGUUCCCAAGGAACCCAAAUCUAAAACCGCAAAGUCCGCGGUAAUCAACGUGGACGCGAGCCCAGCUCAAAAGUCAUCCUUGACUGAUACGAUCCCACCCACCCUGCUUAGCGCAGUGGGCCCAGACUACAUCAAAAGCCUCGGCUCUAAAUCAGUUGAGUCCCUGAAUAAACCAAUUGCGGUAAAAAACCCGCUCGCCGGAAACGGACCAGCCCCAGAACUCCACCCGCCCUCGGGCGCGUCGGAAGAGUGCAAGAUGAUCGGCAUCAAGGCGAUCGAAGCCGAACUGGCAGGCGAGACAGCAACGGCAAAUGCGCUGUUCAACCUUUAUAAGGCGAUGUCGACCCCCAAGGCCAAUGCCCACCUGGCAAACCCGGUCAACUGCCCUAACCCAGGCUCCGGCGGAGGCGGCGGGCAAGAGCGCCACGAAAGGAAGUCGGGAUACAAGGGCUUGAAUUUCGACCCAAACUACGUUGACAAAAGAGCCGGGAACUCAUCCAACCAAGACCGCGGAGCAUCCAACAACAACGGAACCGAAGGCUCCAACCACAAGAAGGGCAGCCAAGGUGCAAAGCCUAGUGUAGAAUCAGCCCAGUAG